GUAUAAUUAAUCUUAGAAGACAUGGCAAACGAUGUGUUUCAGGGAAAGAUUGAGGGUUUUCCAGAAAUAUCAGUUGAUUACUUUGUUGGUAGCAGGUUGAAAAGCUAUUGUUUCUUCUUGAGUCACUGCCACACUGAUCACAUUAAAGGAUUGGAUAGCCAAGAGUUUAAAUCUCUACUCCAGCACAAACAAGUCAAGAUAUAUUGUACUAAAGUCACAGCUAGCUUAGUCCUAAGGAGAUCUAAACUGGACUACCUAGCUUCUUCGUUCGUUUUUAUUGAAAAAGAUGAAAGCUAUACUUUACAUGUUUCUCCAAAAGAAACCAUCAAUGUCACGAUCAUGGAUGCUCACCAUUGUCCUGGAUCUGUUAUGUUUUUAUUUUCUAGAGAUGGCGAUGCUUCUUUAUAUACCGGAGAUUUCCGUGUCACCAAAGAUAUUGCUCUCAAUAGUGCCAUCAAUAAUGUGCAACUUAAAUCCCUUUAUAUUGACACUACAUUCUUUUCUCCUAAGAUACCAAAAUUUCACGAUUUCCCAUCUCGUAAAGAAAGUGAAGAUGCAGUGGUGAGGUUUGUUCUUCGGGAAAAAGAAAAGAAUGAUUCAGUUGUGGUUCAUAUUGAUGUGACACCAGGGUGGGAGAACAUAUUCAUUGCUCUAGCAAACCACUUUGAUUGUGAUGUUCAAGCCCUGGAGAAUUUAUACAAUCAGUAUUCAGAUAUUGAAGACAUAAUGUUUUACCUAACUCUAAAUAAAAGUUGGUUACAUAUUAACCAAACUAAUUCGGAAUGUACCCUCUGCAAUGAUACAACAUUAAAACUUCGCCCAUCCAUUCAAUGGAAGUUACACAACAAUAUGAUGAAUAAUGAUACAAUGAUUGCUGCAAAAGCUGGAGUCAACAACAGCUGGUAUGUUACCCAUUCAAUGCAUAGCUCCUAUAGUGAAUGUUGUUCUUUCAUUGAGCAGGUUUCUGCUGAUAAGGUGUUCCCAAUAGCUACCCCACCAAACUCAUCUAAUGAGCAAAUUACAGCACAGCUCAAAAAGUUUUGGAAAAAGAGCCAAUCGAUCACCCCAGCUAAAUCAACUAACUUUAAGUCAGACCCUUCCAAUCUUUUGAAUAACAAAGAAGAUUAUCAUCCACAAUGUGAAGAGACAUUUGAUGAUGUUGAUGUCUCAAGUGAAAGUGACGAUUGCUUGCCUAUAUUAUUAGUUGAAGCUAAAGCAGUAGAAAAGAUUGAGGCUAUCGAAAAAGAAAUAGAGGAUAAAAUGAAUGACACUCACAGAAGGAAUAAUUCCACAAGAUCAACCAAAAUUAAUACUAUACUGAGUAGUGAUGAACCCUCUGAGAAGUCAUGUCUGCAACAAACAGACUUAAAGCAAUCUCGUUGUAGGAAGAAAAGAAAACACAUUAAAAAGUCAAAGCUGUCUGUAAAAAAGAAACCAGUUUUAAUUAUAAGCUCCAGUUCUUCUGAAUCAGAUGACAUUAUCAUUAUAAAGGGGAAGGAUCUCAAUAAAGCAGUUACAAAUAACAGGUCCACUUUUGCUUCAGCGCAAAUGGAUGAUCAACAUGUAAAUCAGUUUUUGAAACUUGCAGACAAUGAAGUAGAUAUUCAUAAAUCAAAACCUAAAUCACCAGGGAAACUGAAAAAACCUCCAAAAAUCUCGCCUGAUUCAAGUUUUGAUAAGGACGUCAUGGACUCAUUGAUGUCCUUGGAUAAUGAAAUAGAGUCACGUAAAUCAUACAAUUCGCCAUCUGAUGUUCAUGUUCAACAGAAUGAUUUGAAAAUAUUACCAAGUGUUGGGACAUCUCUUGGUGUCCCCUCUUCAGAGAAACAAUCCAUGGACAUGAUAAUGAGUCAAUAUUUUGAUUCAGAUUCAAAUUAAUCUAGUGCAAAUUUUGUGAGUUCCGUUUAUACUUUUUUUGUAAAUAAAUGAUUGUGUUUGAUGAAGAAGUGCUGACAAACCUGAGGGACCUUAUUCAAAAAUAAUCUCAUUAAUCUAAUAGAAAAUAUUCUAUUUUCCAUCA
Messenger RNA from Bolinopsis microptera, 2020 nucleotides. Its product is annotated as protein artemis-like. Gene Ontology annotation, molecular function: 5'-3' DNA exonuclease activity; damaged DNA binding. Bases 22 to 1878 code for a protein of 618 amino acids. The transcript has a single exon. Lineage: Eukaryota; Metazoa; Ctenophora; Tentaculata; Lobata; Bolinopsidae. The record is from RefSeq and is a predicted model, not a curated record. Gene Ontology annotation, biological process: interstrand cross-link repair; telomere maintenance; double-strand break repair via nonhomologous end joining.